This is a messenger RNA of Paramuricea clavata, 446 nucleotides long. NCBI's taxonomy places the organism in Eukaryota, Metazoa, Cnidaria, Anthozoa, Malacalcyonacea, Plexauridae. The record is from the annotation of a GenBank genome assembly.
AUGCGGUUGAAUGCCAAGAAAACCAAAGAAUUUCGUGUAUCCUUUUUACAAUCUGAACCUGAAUUUGAUCAUCUGACAAUAAACGGUAGUCCGCUUGAAGUUGUUGAUAGUUUCAAACUCCUGGGUAUCACUCUAAGCAGCGAUCUGUCCUGGAACAUUCACGUUUCAAACAUAUCUGCUAAAGCAAGCAAGCGACUAUAUGCCCUACGAAUCCUGAAACGCCAUGGUGUUCCAGUAAAGAAUCUAAUCUCCAUCUUCUGUUCAUUCAUUCGUCCAGUGCUUGAGUAUGCAUGUCAAGUUUGGCACUCAUCUCUGCCAUUGAUGUUAUCAGAUCAAAUCGAACACAUCCAAAAACGAGCUUUAAAGAUUGUGUUCCCACAUCAUUCAUACGCUGAAGCCCUUGAUAAAGCAAAACUAAAAACACUUCAAGAACGAAGAGAAAUUCA